Messenger RNA from Effrenium voratum, 651 nucleotides. The record is from the annotation of a GenBank genome assembly. NCBI's taxonomy places the organism in Eukaryota, Dinophyceae, Suessiales, Symbiodiniaceae.
AUGUCUAAGUUCAUGCUCCUGGCCCUUGCUUUCACCCAGGCGUUGGCGAACAACGGCACCGAAGGCACGCGGGGCCGACCUUUGGCCGACUGUGGCCUGCCGGGCCGAGUGGACUGCGGCUUGUGCAUGCGGUGCGUGCCCGCAAGCACCUGCGACGCCUUCACCAAGGCCUUGCCGAUCGAGGGCACCAACCGCACGCUGCGGGGCCACCCUGUGGCCGCGUGUGGCAUGCCCGGCACGGUGGACUGCGGCAGGUGCACGUGCGUGCCCGCAAGCACCUGCUGGUCCUAUAGCAAGGCCCUGCCGAUCAACAGCACCAACGGCACAGCGCGGGGCCGUUCUUUGGCCUCUUGCGGCCUAGCUGGCAUGGUGGACUGCGGUGUUUGCAAGUGCGUGCCUGAAAGCACCUGCCAGUGGUGCAGCGGCACAGGCGGCGCCGCCGAGAUCGAUAGCUCGGCGCCGGCCGCGAGCUCUGGGGGCGGAGCCUGUGGCUCCCCAGACCUGGUGAACUGCGGGGUCUGCCGCUGCACUACGAGGAGCGCUUGCCAGUACUGCGACGGCAAGGGGGGCCCCGCAUCGAUCACCUCCGCCAGUUGGAGCCUCUCGCCCAUGGUGAGCCUGGCUGCAUUGGCGCUGGCGGCGCUUCUGUGA